Molecule: messenger RNA, 8093 nt
Organism: Archocentrus centrarchus (flier cichlid)
Lineage: Eukaryota; Metazoa; Chordata; Actinopteri; Cichliformes; Cichlidae
Gene: hipk3a
Product: homeodomain interacting protein kinase 3a
Exons: 18
Coding region: 339-4430 (1363 amino acids)
Biological process (GO): peptidyl-threonine phosphorylation; peptidyl-serine phosphorylation
Cellular component (GO): nucleus; cytoplasm; PML body
Molecular function (GO): protein tyrosine kinase activity; protein serine/threonine kinase activity; ATP binding
Source: RefSeq, a predicted model, not a curated record
CGCCCGCCAGCAGCGUUCUCCGUCGGGGACGGGGCGUAUUAACAUGCAAAAGUUUAGAAACACGGAUUCCUUGUCCUGAACAGGCACGGGAGCGACGUUCGGCGAAACCCGAGACGGCUGUGGAAACCAUGGGUCAUGUCGGGCUUUCGCAAUAGCUAGUUAUUUACGUUAUUUAGUGCUUCAAAUGUGCGAAAAGUCGCUCGGUGUGUCCUCGUCGUUGAACAAGAUGGCAGCAGCAGGAGCAGCACCGUUGCAGGAAUCGACUGUGGUGCGGGUCCUCGUUGCUAGCCUGUUCUUUCACACCCUGGGUGAUACGAUUUACUGGUUUUGCUGAAGGUAUGGCCUCACAAGUCUUGGUCUACCCAUCACAGAUGCACUCAGCUCAAACAAGUGCCUUAGGAACCAGCAGCAGCGGUACCAGCAGACACACAGGUGAAGCCCACCGCAUUAAUAACACCAGCAGAGCCUUUCAGCACCGACCACCACCCAAAACCUAUGUGAUCGGCGUCAACUACGGUAUUGCAUAUCCCAACAACGUUAUCCCCUCCUCAGCCGGGGCUGAUUCAGGGACACUGCACGCAGGAAUACAGCUUGGAGAAGGGGGGCUGUGGGCGUUGCAGGCUGCAGGAAUACAGAGAGAAGAGAGCCUAGGAGAAGGUCCAGCUCUGAUCCAGGAUCAGCAGUCUGUUUGUCAUAACAGAGGCCAACAGGAAGUGAGGCUUCAUAGGGACAGUGGUGGUACUCCAACAGGAGUAGGCCUGGACUGUGGGCUGCUGAGUAGGGCCUGUUACAGAGCGCAAGAAGACAGGGCUAGAAACAGAAGAGUACAGAGGCCAGGAUACACCAAACUUUUAGACACAGGUGCCAUUCAGAGAUGUGAACAGAAGAUCGGUGAAAGUGGAGAACAACUGCGGGGAAACAACUGUGUCGGAACCAUGCAGAUAGUUGAGGAGGUAUCUGCUCUACCUUCACUUCCUCCUCCCGUGGCCAUGUUGCAAACCAGCACUGGGAACAAUGCAGACACCGUCAGAGUAGGGGGUGGAGGGAUACUGCCCGCUCAACACAACAGGGUCGAAGGUGUGACAGGCAUUGGAAUCAGGGUGGACGGGACUGAAAUCAGGCCAAAUGGCAGUAAUGAGGCAGUGGCAGGAGCUACGGUGACUAGAGCUGGAUCAGGAGAUGGAGACUACCAGUUGGUACAGCACGAGGUUCUGUGUUCCCAGAAGAACAGCUACGAGGUUCUGGAAUUUCUGGGUCGUGGCACCUUUGGCCAGGUGGUAAAGUGCUGGAAGAGGGGAACAAAUGACGUGGUGGCUGUUAAAAUACUGAAGAAUCACCCAUCCUAUGCACGUCAGGGACAGAUUGAGGUUGAGAUCCUGGCACGGUUGAGCAGUGAGAAUGCCGAGGAGCACAAUGUGGUGCGUGCUUUGGAAUGCUUCCAGCACCGCAGCCACACCUGCCUGGUGUUUGAGAUGCUGGAGCAAAACCUCUAUGAUUUUCUUAAACAGAACAAGUUCAGCCCACUGCCACUCAAAAUCAUCAGGCCUAUCCUGCAGCAGGUGGCAACAGCCCUAAAGAAGCUGAAGUCUUUGGGUCUGAUCCAUGCUGACCUGAAGCCAGAGAACAUCAUGCUGGUAGACCCCUCCAGGCAGCCCUACAGAGUCAAAGUCAUUGACUUUGGCUCGGCCAGCCACGUCUCCAAGGCUGUCUGCUCCACUUACCUGCAGUCCAGAUACUACAGGGCUCCAGAGAUUAUUUUGGGCCUGCCAUUUUGCGAGGCCAUAGACAUGUGGUCGCUGGGAUGUGUGAUAGCUGAGCUCUUCUUGGGUUGGCCUCUCUACCCUGGAGCACUGGAGUACGACCAGAUCCGGUACAUCUCUCAGACUCAAGGCCUGCCUCCUGAGCAGCUGCUCAACAAGGGGACCAAGACCUCUCGCUUCUUCUCCAAAGAGUCUGAUUCUCCCUACGCAUCGUGGAGACUAAAAACAACAGAGGAGCAUGAGAAAGAGACGGGACUUAAAUCCAAAGAGGCCAGAAAGUACAUCUUCAGCUGUCUGGAUGACAUAGCACACGUGAACUUGGUGCUGAGUCCUGAUAACAGUGACAUGCAAGCAGAGAAGGCAGACAGGCGGGAGUUUGUGUCUCUGCUUAGGAGCAUGCUGUUGAUCGAUGCUGAGGAUAGGACCGUUCCCACCAGCGUCCUCAGUCACCCCUUCCUCACUAUGACUCAUCUACUAGACUACCCCCACAGCAACCAUGUGCAGUCAUCUUUCCGCAUCAUGGACAUGUGCCACAGUCGGUCCAGCAAUGCAGUUUUUGACGCUCUCAACCAGAACACCAUUCAUUUCUCCAGACCUCCUCUAGCCCCCGCCGCCUCCUCUGGCCUUCCUCUGGCCUACAGCAACAUACCGAUCCACACUCAGGCUAUUACCCAGUCAGCUCCAUCAGUGUUGCAUCCAGGGAUAGCUCUAACAACCGGGAAUGGUCAGUUUGGGUGCAGCGACUCAUUCCCGCCUGCCCUUCUUCUUUGUCCUCCAACCAUGCAAGGUAACCUUAACCAGCCAGCAGGGUAUUCUGUACCCAUGGCAACUCAGGCGCCCCCCAUACAACCCCUACCUGUGAGGCCUGGUGUAAUAGCUCAGCAGGCUUGGUCUAACCGGGGGCAGCAGCUCCUUGUCCCAGCAGCCUGGCAGCAGAUGACUCCAGUGGGGCCUCCUCCCUCUCACCCACCUCCACCACCACCGCCCUCCCUAACCAGCGACACCACAGCUGGGCCUCCGAGGAUCAGCGAUUGGGGGAAAGUGCGUCCACACAACAGCCACUUCAAUGCAGUGAUGAAACAGCCUCUCCUGACUAAUCAGAUGCCAGCUCUCUCUGCCCAUCAGCCAAUCAACAUCGGCAUAGCUCACGUCGUGUGGCCACAGCCGACCAAUAAAAGGAACAGGCACAGUUACAACAGGAACCUGUCUCACUCCAGCAACAUUCACAUGCCUGCGUGUCGGACCCCCAAAAUGGCUGAUGCCGUUGAACAGGCAGCGGCAGGAAGGGAGCAGCCUCAAAGGGAGGUGCCAUUGGUGGAAACCAGGCAACCAGAAGUUCCAAACACAGAUGAGGAGGAUGAUGACGCAGAGGAGGAAGUGAGCUGCUUCAAAGAGGUGGCGACAAGCGGUAAUGGAGAGGCGGACCUGCCCAGGCAGCGUGAUGUGGGUGUUCUGAUGGCUGACAGCGAUGGGAGCCCCACUCCCAGUGUUAUCAGCAUUCGCAGUGAUCUGACAGAUGCAGAGGACGAAGGCAGGGAGGAGCAACCACUGAGGUGCCGUCUGAAUGAGUGCAAAGAGGAGUGUGAGUGUGAGGCUUGCGGCAACACCAGUUUGUCUAUGGAGAGAGUGUGCUCGCUCAGCAGCCCCGACAGCAGCCUCAGCACCAGUUCAUUUGCCUCCAACUCACUUCAGUCCAGCCCCUCUGUGUCACCGUGCAAGAGAGCCAACAGCAUGUCUGAGGAUGAUGGUCACGAGAGCGGUUGUGACACAGUGGAAGGCUCCCCCUCAUCGGACACGUCAACUUCCCCACGCGGCAACAGUACCUAUCGUUACCUUGACAACAGUAACCACAACAACCAUCCAUCUUUGGCCGCCGUGGUAGCGCCGCUGCCUUCCCCUACCGUGCAGGGCAGGGGUCCCCGUGGCAUCAGGACAAUGGUAGUUCCACCAAUGAGAGUGCAGAAUAACAACAUUCAGGGGUUAGAGGAGCGUGUGCAGAGAACCGUCUCAGAGUCCUGGUCCCGGUCCAAAGGGCGCUGCAACCUCGUAGGACAACAGAGCACUCCCUCCUCUGUCCCCCUCCUGCCCCGACAGCAAAAGGUGGCUGGGCAGCAGCAGCACCCUCUGGGUUUUGGACAGGUGCAGCCGUACGGUUCAAACCAGAGCAACAAAGAAUGGAACGGCAACUAUGGGCCCCUGCGGCCGCACGCCUACAUUCCCCCUACUGUCCACACGCACACCUUCAGCCCCACGCACACCUCAGCCGCCCCCCACACUCUGCUGUCCUACCCCCCCAGUGGCCCGCUCGCCGCCGCCCACCAUCCCCACCCCAUCCUGCCCUCUCGUCCACCUCCACCCCCUCUCCUCCAGCAUGGCUACGGUCUUUCCCACCCCCAAGGAGGCGCUAUAGUUCACCAGGUGACCCUGAGCAUCAGUGCCCACCCUCACCACCCUGCACACCCCGCUCCCCACCCUCACAGGCUCCUCCCCUCCCCAACCAUCCACCCGCACCACCAGUCCGGAUACGCCCACCACCCGCACCAGUUCAAGCCUCCCUUCCCUCCUCCACCGCCCCCUCCUCACCCAUACAUGGCCUCCCCAGUCACCUACACAGGCUUCCCUCUGAGCCCCACCAAGCUCAGCCACCACCCCCAGUUUUCUUAUAUCUGAGGAGCAGGGCGGGGCCACAGCAGUACCUUCUGGUCAGGAAGGGCCACGGGAAGUGGACAGGGGCAGCAACCUGGGCAGGCAGAGCUAGCAGCAGGGCACAAAAUGGACGCAUGUAAUGAAGAAGAUGGAAAACAAUGUAUCAUGGCGGACUGAGUAAGGAAAAAAAGUAACAGUGCUGAAGAUAAUGUCGACGUUUGGAGGACAGAGAAAUUCCCGGCCUCUAAUCGUAAUUCAGUGAUUAUGUUUUUAUUGUUGAACUUCAGCUCUGGAAGACUUCCUGCAAAAUCAGCUAACGGAGGAAACGACACCUUAAAACUGCAGCUUUAAACAGAGCGUAACAGGAGUGAAUGAAUUCAUGACAAUAAGGAAAAUUUAAUUAAGAAUGUGUCCUUUGCACGUUGCCUCCCAUCAUCGGUCGUUCAGAGUAUGAUCACAGCUGGAAGUCGGUAGUUGUUGUUGUUGGCGUCAGGCCGCUUGGCCUCCCUCCCCCUUUAGCGUUGUUGCCUUGUAGCAUGUGCAAGCCGAUCAGAUUGUGUUUAAGCCAUCCCAGCGUGUAUCAACCACAAUUGAUAGCCCGCCCUCCCCCUUUUGUUUGUUUCGGGCAGACUUUGCUGCUGCCCACUCUUAGUGCCUUAAAACGAGACGUUACUUCAGGAGCAUAUACGGUAGAUUGUACAUUUAAAUAGGCUUGCAGCAGACUUUAAAUAAGAUGGGCUUAUUGGAUACAUAUGAGGUUAAUCCUUGUUUUUAUGUUUUAAUAUGGGCAAAUGUUGGACUUCGUGUGCUUUCUAACUCAGAGUAUGGAUUUCUUUUAGCUAGAGGCUGCACACAUAGGGCUUUGACUGAAUGAGCUUUUUAUGUACAUAAAGAGUGAUUUGAUAUUUUGAUAAUCGUUUUCUAUUCACUAUAAUACUUAAUUCACAACAGUAUUGUCACUGUUUACUGUAACUGCAAUACAAUCUAGAUAGACUCUGGGUUGCUGUGUUUUUAUUAUUAUUUGGCAUUUAGGCUACACUUGCGUUAAUGCAUUUUAUGUUUUAGAUUUUGGGAGUGGCAUAGACUUAAAAAAAAAUAAUAAUUUGUAUGUUUUUACUCGCUUUUCAGUGUUUGAAAUAACCUAUCAACUUACAGUAUCAUUGCUGGGCUAUCGAGUAUUAGAGUUGUAAUCGUUUGAAAUAUUCACGUGAGGUGAAUCUUUUUUUUUUUUUGUCCAUGUAUUGAAGCCUGUCGUCAGUUUUGAUACAUUCCUGCAGGGUGGACGUAUAGCCUCGAUUUGUGUUUGUGUUUCUCGCCUUUCUUUUUCCCCACCAUGUAGUAGAGCUGUGUCUUUACCCGUCAUAUCAGCUGGUAUUUUACUCCAAUCAGCACCAAAGACUGUUUGUUUUUAAUCAUUUCUGAAGCGUGGUCGACGAUAUUUCUCUUUCACCUCCAGCAUACUUGUUGCAGUUUGUCAACAUUGGAAUAUAUUGUGAGAUCUCUAUUUUUGAGUGUUUCGGUUGAGGUUUUAUUAAUUUUUUUUUUUUGUCUGAGCUGUGUUUGGCAAAUUGUUUUUUGGAAUGUAUAGAUAAUAAGCUGCUAUGUACUGAUUAUCUGCCACUUUGUAGCUGUGAAUUUCGAGGAUUAAUCUCAUUCUAGCCUGCAUUCUUGCUCUUGUAUUGUAGUUCUGACAGUUAGAUACAAUAGAAGUGGGGUUUAUUUUGAUCCUAGAGUAUAUUGAAUGCUACUCUAUAUGCUAGUGCCUCUGUAUAUUGGCUUUGUUGUUUUUGAAGUGAUUGUAAACUGCUGUAAUGGAAGUUAUGAGUUUUCCUUUUUUUUUUCUUUUUUUUUUUAAAUUCAGUUGCUUUUUGGUGUGUGUGUGUGUGUGUGUGUGUGUGUUUUUUGUGCGUAUGUAUUUAGCAUCAGUAUUUCAAACGUAGGCUGGGUUCACUCGUUGAUUCUGUGUGCUGUUGACGUAUUAUCAUUUUUCUUAUUUGCGUUAUCGGACUGUAUUCGCAACUCUUUGUACUGUACAACUAGUGCCUUUCUUCAUACGAGUGGCUGACGGAUGACGUCUCGCGUCAGUAUCGGAGCAGUCACGUUUAUAGACUAGUUUCCUUCUAAGGGGAUCAGAUCCCGUUUUCACAAAAAAACAAAAACAAAAAAACCAAAACAACCCAAAGUUUGUUUGACUGAGAUUAUGUCUAAAAAUGAUCCCUCUUUUCACAGAAUCCUAAGAAAGUACAAGUCAGGGAAUGUUUCAUCGUGCUCGCCGUGUUGUGCAGUACUCCAAAACAGACUGUAGGGCCUGGAUAUACACAAAUGCAAAGCUUUACUCUCAAACAGUGAAUGUAUUUGUGGAACUCAACAUCUGUUUGUGGUUUCCAAAUGUUGUUGCGUUUCUGCUGGCUGCACAGUUUGUUUUUGUUUUUGUUUUUGUUUUUUUGUGACUGGGAUGUUGAUAUGCAGCUAUUACCAUAGGCAGACAUCAUGUGUUUCAGUCAGGGGUUCCUUCAAAAGGCUUUAUCUAUCAAAUAAUAUUCAGAAGUUUAUCUCCAAAGCUGUCCCACCCUGAUCUGCUUUUUGUAUUACAUCAUAAUGUUUUUUGCUAUGUUGCUUAAUUAAUGGGUGUAGCCUGUUUUUGUGUACUUGUCUCCUACGCUACCAUGUUGAUGAAUUUUUAAACAAUACAAGAUGGUGUGCAGUUUGGAUUGGAGUGCAACUGCGAGGUUCGUGUCACCGCGCCCGAGCACGUACUCCACUCCAAGGAAAAUCUGUUUUUGAUCUUGCGGUGUGGAACCUCUGUGUGUAUUGUUUUGUCAGCCACGCACAGGCGAUGAGAUGUACCAAACUCAGCGACAUCUCACGCCAUAACACCCCCCCCCCACCCCCAAAUUUGAGGCAAAUCUCAAAGGCACCAGAGGGGGGCGCACAGUCCAGGAUCCAAAAGCACUUGGUGCUCAGCAGCCUCAAGCAGGCCUGAGGACUGCCCAGACACCAAUAAAAACACAAGGGGAAGCUGAACUUUCUGUGACAGAGUUCCUCCUAUAGGCAUCGUCAUAAGUCCCUCUUAACAAAUAGCAAUAAUCCAGAAAUGGCUCCACUUUUAGCUUCUUUUAGACACUAACAUUUCGACCCCAGGCCUGCCUUUAUUGGCCCCCGGAGAAAAAGCUACCAAACAUCAUCUCAGUGUCUCAUUUGGACUGAAAAAUAAACUGAGUGAAAUUUUCCCUGGUGACAUUACAUUGACUUUGUACCACACCUGUGUAAUUAUCGGGUUAACAUUUGUUGUACUUGGACACAAUUAUGUAGACAUGAUUGCUAAAUUGAAACUGUUACUGUUCUAAAUAUGUGUAGAUUUGUGUGGCUUUGAUUUUAUUUUUUUUUAUUAUCUUAAAUGCUACACUAGUGUGACAUGUAGCAACUGCACUGUGCAAUAUACAUCAAUAUGAGGACUGGGGAAAUGAUAAUUGUUUGGAUGUAAUUAUGUGUGUCUUACCAGUUUGCAGUCGCCCCCCCCCCCCCCUCCUCUAGUUCUCAGUGAGUUUCAGUGUGACCAAGCCUUAUGUACUUUGUCACAAAAAGCGGGUUCCUUCUUGGUGACUCUUAUUGGUGAGUGUCAAAUUAUGAAAUGAUGGUGUACCAUGUCAAGAUUCACUUUGAAUUAAAAAAAAAUCUUUUGCUUCA